Lathyrus sativus (Indian pea) is the source of this 1170-nucleotide messenger RNA. Lineage: Eukaryota; Viridiplantae; Streptophyta; Magnoliopsida; Fabales; Fabaceae. The record is from the annotation of a GenBank genome assembly.
AUGGCAGGGUUGGAUUUUGAAGCUGAAUAUGUUGAUAGCUUUGAUGUUCUCAAAGUUCUUGCAGCUCAUGGUGUUGAAUUUCUCUUAUCUUCUCAAGGAAAGGUACCUUUGUUAGAUUGCAAUGGAAAAAUCAUCUGUCUAUUUUUCUCUGCCAACUGGUGUAUGCCUUGCAAACUUUUCAUUCCUCAUCUUGUUGAUCUUUAUGAGACACUGAAGAAGAGAGGGGUGAAUAUAGAGAUUAUCUUCGUCUCUUUUGAUCGCGACGAGGAAGGAUUUAAUGAACACGUUAAGAGUAUGCCGUGGCUAGCCGUCCCGUUUGAUGUGGAUUUGCAUAGGAAGCUUAUUGAUAGAUAUCGGGUUGAUCGAAUCCCGUCGUUCAUUCCGUUAUGUACUGAUGCCUUAACUGUUGAUGAAAAAGUGAUUGAGUGGAUUGAGGAUUAUGGUGCUGAUGCAUUUCCUUUCACAAAGAAGAGACAUGAGGAAUUGAAGGUUAUAGAUAGAAGAAAACGCGAAGAAGUGAAUUUGCAAGAAUUGUUGACACGCGAAGAACGCGACUUUCUUAUUGCUGGAGAUGAUAGAAAGGUGGUUGUAUCUGAACUAGCCGGGAAAACGGUAGGCCUAUUUUUUGGCGCGUAUUGGUCUCCUCCUUGCCGUGCCUUCACAGUUCAACUCACCGAUGUAUACAAUACUCUCAAUGAAAUAAAAGGUUGCUGUUUCGAGAUUGUUUUCAUUUCAACAGAUAAGGACCUGAAAGAAUUCAAUGUUAACAGAACUAGCAUGCCUUGGCUUGCUAUCCCAUACGAAGACAGAACAAGGCACGACCUUUGUAGAAUCUUCGACAUAAAGAAAAUUCCAGCUUUGGUAAUCAUUGGACCAGAUGGUAAAGUCGUUAGUUUGAACGGUAAGUUUAUGGUCUCCUCGUACGGCGCAGAAGCUUUCCCGUUUACCGAAUCGAGGGUUAAAGAUUUAGAGUCAGCUCUCAGAAAGGAAGGAGAGGCUUUGCCUCAACAGGUUCAGGAUGUCAAGCAUGAACAUGUACUCAAACUGGAAAUGGCGAAAGCGUAUGUAUGCGAUUCUUGUAAGAAACAAGGCAAGUUCUGGUCAUUCUUUUGUGAUGUUUGUGACUAUGAUCUUCAUCCAAGUUGUCUUGAGAAGGUCAACAAAGACUAA